Penicillium subrubescens is the source of this 1098-nucleotide messenger RNA. RefSeq lists its product as uncharacterized. Bases 30 to 845 code for a protein of 271 amino acids. The transcript has 5 exons. The record is from RefSeq and is a predicted model, not a curated record. NCBI's taxonomy places the organism in Eukaryota, Fungi, Ascomycota, Eurotiomycetes, Eurotiales, Aspergillaceae.
UCUUCGCAAACAAGAGACUCUCCAUUGAAAUGAAUCACACUUCUUCCCGUCACCUCAGUGACUAUGCAAGGGUACACACAAAUGACUCUGAUGUUGUCAUUUUGAGUCUGUACGGAAUCUUUGCCUCCUACCACUGCUUAAACCGAGGCCGAACCUAUCGUCCACCACAUAGAGCCCUACCUGCACAUAUCGCUUCUGGGCUUGUUGAAGUCGCCCUAUACUACGGGGGCUGGCAAUGCUCUCUCGCGGCGGUCGCUGCCUGUUGGACACAUUCCUUUACCUCUCUAAUGCUGGUUCGUGAGCUCCCCAACGGACAUGCUUGGCAUACACGGCCAACAUACCAAGCUGGAUCAUUUCUGCGAGUGGGGAUGAUGGCCCUGGCCUACGUCACCCAAGACCCUAUGGACUAUCAUGACGCAGUCAUGCCAUUGCAUGGCUUUGUCUACACCCGAGCCCUUCUCUUUCUAUUUGGUGUCAUGGGGCCCCACUCCACGCUCAAAAGCAAUAUCAAUCUUCGCGAGGGAUACAGUCUGGCUGUUUUCGGAGCUGCCCUGAUUGCUGUCAGCCAUUGUAGUAGCCCAUGGGCGGUACCUCUAUACCUGGCUAUGGUGUCGUUGUUAGGAAUUCUGAGCCGCUGUGCCUCGCAAGUACCGAGGAAUGUACCAGUGAGGCGACCGAUAGUAGUACUGAUCAAUACACUGGGUACAAUCGGGAUACACCACUCACAAGAUGAGCGCAAAGCACCUCCCAUCGGAAAUCUGCGCGGUGACCGCUUAGGCGAGUUUCUCAUGGAUCUCAUAUCAACAAAAGUUUCAUGGAUCCUGAGCCGAGAAUGCCACAGGUAAUGGCAAGUUGUGGGCGGCUAUGUCCGUCUCAUGUAUUCUCGGCUGCCGAAAAUUUGAGAGCUGAAUCAUCCUACUGCUCUUCAGCGAGGUGGCAUUAUGCAGAGAAAUUUGAUGUAAAUUAAUGAGUGGGGGGGUUGACGAUACUAUAGCUAUCCUUAGGUUACUAUGGAGGCACCUAAUGGCCAAACAAUAUCUCAGUUAUUAGACUGAUUUCAAUUACUGAUUCUCCAUAGCCAUCUUCAAUUCUACAGAG